GCGGAAGUGACGCGAGGCGUAGCGGAAGUCCCUGCAGCCGCGGUGUUGUGCUGUGGGGAAGAGACGGAUUUGUAAACCUCAGAGUGAGGUUCUGCCUGCCGGAGGCCGCUGUGGUGCGGAGAUCCCCGGGUGAAGCCACCGUCACCAUGUCUGACCAGGAGGCAAAACCUUCAACUGAGGACUUAGGGGAUAAGAAGGAAGGAGAAUACAUUAAACUCAAAGUUAUUGGACAGGAUAGCAGUGAGAUACAUUUCAAAGUGAAAAUGACAACACAUCUCAAGAAACUCAAAGAAUCAUACUGUCAAAGACAGGGAGUUCCAAUGAAUUCACUCAGGUUUCUCUUUGAAGGUCAGAGAAUUGCUGAUAAUCAUACUCCAAAAGAACUGGGAAUGGAGGAAGAAGAUGUGAUUGAAGUUUAUCAGGAACAAACAGGGGGUCACUCGACGGUUUAGAUAAUUCUUUUUAUUUUUCUCCUUUUCCCUCAAUCCUUUUUUAUUUUUAAAAAUAGUUCUUUUGUAAUGUGGUGUUCAAAAUGAAAAUUGAAUACUGGCACUCCAUCUUCUUAGAACAUCUGGUAAUCUGAAUUCUAGUGUUCAAUAUUCAUUAUUGGUUGUUUUUGUUGUACUGAUUUUUGGUGAUCAGACCUCGGCUCCCUUAAUAUUGCGCUUCUUCUUUUAAAACAUGUCAUGUGUGCACAGAGAGGCCACCCUUUUCAGGACUGUGCAUUUUUAGGUUUGUGAUGAAGAAGAUCGACUAGUGCGGGCUUUCCUAUGACCUUCCAGUUGGCCCUGAAGUUCCAGCAUGUGGUUGCUUCACUCCUCGACUAGGAUUUCAGUGGGACAUGGAAGUUUUUCAGAGAACUGAACUGUGGAAAAAUGACCUUUCCUCAGCUUGAAGCUACUUUUAAAAUCUGAGGGUCAGGACCAAAAGAAGAACAUCACGUUUGUAGUCAAGAUGACAAAUACAGUGAGAGUAACAACCAACUCCAAAGGUGGCUUCACUGGAGAGAAAGAAAGUGUCUUGGGUACAACAGUCUUGUCAGAAGACCCCAGCAGAGUUCUAAUCUUCGUCAGCAGUUAAUAAAGUUACUUAUGCAGAAGUGUACGCAACAGACACUGCUCCUUUUGAUUUUGUUUGUACUUUUUGGCCUGGGACAUGGGUUUUCAAGGGACAUCGUCUGUACCAGCUUCAUUAAAAUAAACAAUAUUUGUAAAAACCGUACUAAA
Meriones unguiculatus (Mongolian gerbil) is the source of this 1226-nucleotide messenger RNA. It is a transcript of the gene Sumo1, whose product is annotated as small ubiquitin like modifier 1. Gene Ontology annotation, cellular component: PML body; nucleus. The transcript is spliced from 5 exons. The record is from RefSeq and is a predicted model, not a curated record. Gene Ontology annotation, molecular function: protein tag activity; ubiquitin-like protein ligase binding. Gene Ontology annotation, biological process: protein sumoylation. The coding region runs from base 147 to 452 and encodes 101 amino acids. Lineage: Eukaryota; Metazoa; Chordata; Mammalia; Rodentia; Muridae.